Messenger RNA from Dictyostelium discoideum AX4, 621 nucleotides. RefSeq names its product coiled-coil domain-containing protein 25 (gene ccdc25). The coding region runs from base 1 to 621 and encodes 206 amino acids. The transcript has 3 exons. The record is from RefSeq and is a predicted model, not a curated record. Gene Ontology annotation, cellular component: membrane. Lineage: Eukaryota; Evosea; Eumycetozoa; Dictyosteliales; Dictyosteliaceae.
AUGGUAUUAUAUUUUAAGCUCAUUGAUCCAGAAUAUAUUUGUUAUAUGGGUAUUGAUAAAUUUGAGAAUGAAGAUUUAAUUAAAUAUGGAUGGCCAGAGGAUGUUUGGUUUCAUGUUAAUGAUUUAUCAUCAGCUCAUGUUUAUUUAAGAUUAAGAAAGGGAGAAACAUGGAAUGAUAUUCCAGCAAAUAUUUUAGAAGAAUGUUGUCAAUUAGUUAAACAAAACUCUAUUCAAGGUUGUAAAGAAGCAUCAGUUGAUAUCGUCUAUACACCAUGGGCAAACUUAAAGAAAACAGCUGGUAUGGAAGCUGGUCAAGUUUUAUAUCACAAUGAAAGAGAGGUAAAAUAUGUUAGAAAUGUUAGAAAAGACUCUAAAAUUAUCAAUCGUAUUGAAAAAACUAGAGAAAAGAGAGAAGUUGAUUUAAUGCAUGAAAGAGAUUCAAGAGAUAAAUCUGAAAGACAUGAAAAAAGAAAAGAACAAGAAGAAAAGAGAAGAGCAGAAAAGAAAGCAUAUGAAGAAAAACAAAAAAUGGAGGAUAUUAAAAAAUAUACAUCAAUUAUGAAAACUGAUAACAUGAAAUUUAAUAAAUACAAUCCAACUGAUGAAGAUGAUUUUAUGUAA